Molecule: messenger RNA, 2070 nt
Organism: Camellia sinensis
Lineage: Eukaryota; Viridiplantae; Streptophyta; Magnoliopsida; Ericales; Theaceae
Gene: GUT1
Product: Exostosin family protein
Biological process (GO): glucuronoxylan biosynthetic process; plant-type secondary cell wall biogenesis
Molecular function (GO): glucuronoxylan glucuronosyltransferase activity; 1,4-beta-D-xylan synthase activity
Source: RefSeq, a predicted model, not a curated record
GGAGGUUGAAGGGUUGAACAGCCUUGACUUGUGAGAUCGAGACUUGCCAUCAAACCACAAAGCUUCUCUCUUUCUCUCUGAAUUACCCACAAUUUCUAUGUCACAAAAGAAGCAUUUUUUACUGAGUUUUUCACUACCAAAAACCGAACCUAUUGUCUCUCUCCCUCCUUGUUUCUUCAAGCAAUUUCAUCUCUCUCUCUCCCUCUCUAGGCUCUCUAUUUCUCAUUCUCAGCUGUCUUCUUCUCUUCCGUCGGAAAUCCACCAAAUUUCUUUUGUAAAGUCUCAAAAGCCCAACUCACAAGAAAACGCUUCCAAUAACUACUACCCUUUUCUCUACUAAGGACGUGCCAACUCUCUCUCUCUCUCUCUCUCUCUCUCGUUAAGUAAAGCCUUUCUUUUUCAUCUUUGGGGCUUAUCUUCCAAGGGUUUUUCUUUGGUUUCUUUUGUGUUGUUUCUUUAUGUGAAUUGGGAUUUGUUCAAGAGAGAAAAAUGAAGGAUUGGAGGUGGGUUUUGGUUAAAUUUCUCUAUGUUGCUUUUGUGCUGAGGAUUGGUGCUGUGGAGGGUCAACAAACUGAGCGAAUUUCAGUAGGUUGAUAGCCGUUUUAGCUUCAUGAGGAUCCGAGAAGAACUUGAUGGUAGUGCCGGAGAUGUCUUGGAAGAUGAUCCUGUGGGAAGGUUGAAAGUUUUUGUUUACGAGCUUCCAAGCAAAUACAACAAGAAGAUUCUUCAGAAGGAUCCGAGAUGCCUCAAUCACAUGUUUGCUGCUGAGAUCUACAUGCAUCAGUUCCUUUUGGCUAGCCCUGUACGAACCCUCAAUCCCGAGGAAGCUGAUUGGUUCUAUACCCCUGUAUACACCACUUGUGACCUUACACCAAAUGGCCUCCCUUUACCAUUUAAAUCGCCACGAAUGAUGAGGAGUGCAAUACAGCUUAUUUCUUCUAACUGGCCUUACUGGAAUAGGACUGAAGGGGCUGAUCACUUUUUCAUAGUACCGCAUGAUUUUGGGGCAUGCUUUCACUAUCUAGAAGAAAAAGCUAUUGAAAGAGGAAUACUUACAAUGCUCCAACGCGCUACCUUGGUUCAAACAUUUGGUCAACGGAAUCAUGUUUGCUUAAAGGAUGGCUCAAUCACAAUUCCUCCCUACGCUCCUCCACAGAAAAUGCAAGCCCAUUUGAUUCCCCCUGACACUCCUCGUUCCAUUUUUGUAUACUUCCGAGGUUUGUUUUAUGAUGUGGGGAAUGACCCAGAAGGCGGUUACUAUGCAAGAGGUGCCCGAGCAGCAGUGUGGGAGAAUUUUAAAGACAACCCUCUUUUCGACAUCUCCACAGAGCACCCUAUGACUUACUACGAAGAUAUGCAACGAGCAGUUUUCUGUUUGUGUCCGCUCGGGUGGGCCCCGUGGAGUCCGAGACUAGUUGAAGCAGUGAUAUUUGGGUGCAUCCCUGUCAUCAUCGCGGAUGACAUUGUUCUACCUUUUGCUGAUGCAAUCCCGUGGGAGGAAAUUGGUGUCUAUGUGGAUGAAAAAGAUGUCCCAAAUUUAGACGCCAUGCUCACAUCAAUUCCAACUGAAGUAAUAUUGAGGAAGCAGAGAUUGCUUGCCAACCCUUCGAUGAAGCAAGCAAUGUUGUUUCCACAACCUGCUCAACCUGGGGACGCUUUCCAUCAAAUUUUGAAUGGACUUGCGCGUAAGUUGCCACACGACAAGAGUGUGCACUUGAAGCCAGGUGAGAAGAUCUUAAACUGGACAGCGGGCCCUGUGGGCGACCUGAAACCUUGGUAGCGGUUGUUAUAACAUCAUUCUUUUGUUGAAAGCAGUCAUGUGUUCUGCAGCUCACCCUCCCUCCAAGCUGCCAAUUUGCAUCAAGUUGUACAUCUUCGUUUUGCAAAUAUGCACUCAAUUAUAUGUUAUUUUUUGGCAGUUGUAGUAGGGAUGUGGGUUAUUUGAUGUAGCUCACUUCAGGGUUAGAGUUUGAUCUCAAGGCUCUUGCUGGUUGUUCCAUUGUUGUUAGCACCUGUACUUUAAGCUUAUGAAGCAAUUUUUCAAAUUAAAGUGCUGGCCUUUUGCUAAUU